GCGGGCACAUGCUGGGAGCUGAGAGUGAGGCAAAGAAUCAGCUGGGGGACAGUGGGGAGCCCUCGUGGCCAUGACACUGCAUCCCGCCCACGGUCACGGUAUGGCGGCGGCGCUUCUGUGGAAGAAGAAACCGAGAUACCGAUGUGGAAGUGACUUGGCAGGUAAUCUUUGGAAGGCUAUCUCAUAUCGAGGGGGAGGAGGGGGUGCCUCAUCACUCGACGAGCGUUGCCGUGAAGAUGGCGGCUUUUCCAGGAUCAGAUCCAUGGACCAGGAGACGCCAUCGUCCGGCCGACAGUCCCCCAGGCAGUUCGGAAUAUUUCGCCUGUGGACCAGCGGUGUGCGGCGUGGAAGUCACUGCGAUCGGCGGUGUGCGGCACCGGCUGAGCAGUGGAAAGCCUCCUUAGCCCCACCAAGUAUCGGGCGGCGGGAAGGUAUCGCGAGUUUCGCGCCCAGUGUUUCCCGCCGCUAUGUUCAAAAUGAACAAGACGCAGAUAUUUUCAAUAAUCCCGCCGAUGAAACGGACGAACAGAGGGGCACAUUGGCGGGAAAUCACGGUUGGCGCGCUUUGUCAACUCGCUUUUUGAUGGUCUCCCGUGGGUUCGUUUCUUCGUCGCGCUCGCCGUUUUUCUUGUUGCCGUCAUCGUUAUGUUCUCACCAUCUGUCAUCCCCGGCUGCGCAAAUCCGGACACGUGGCGGAUUCAGCUUCGCCUGCACUUUCGCGUCCUCGAGGUGCGGUCCUCUGUACCCUCUCGAAGCCCAGAGCGAAGGCCAUCGCGAGCUGCUCUCGAAUCCAUGGCCAGGGAAUGUGGAUGCUAAGCACCGUGUGGGAAAGGUUAGCGACGAUGAGGAGGAGGAAGAAGAAGAGGAGUUGGAGCAAGACGAGGAGGAGGGGGAGGUACAUUGGAGUCCGCUGCCAGAUCGCUCAUCGGGCGAUCCUAUGAAAGCAAAAAAGCUGUCUAGAGGACGGCCGUUGUCCUCUGCAUGGAUUACUCUGCCUGCCGUGAUUGUCGCCGACAAUCACGGAUUGGCGGCGAUGAGGUCACUGGCAAAUGCUCGAAUCGAGAGGAAGUGGAGUCGGGAUCGAGUGCGGCGGGAAACGGCUGACGAGCUGCGCAUCCAGCCGGCUGUGUGUGCAGUGGGAAAUGUGUCGGCGCUCCGAUGGAUGCAGCGGUGCUGCCCUUCGCUACCGCAUUCUGUCAUAAGAAAGCUGUUUCGCAAGAGACAGGUCAGAUUGAUUGUGGAAGACCAGGGAAAUUGCAGCAGCAAGGAGGAUCAUGAAAAAGAAGAGUACCAGCAGGAGGAAGAUACAAUGGCAGAGAAGAAAAUGAAAAGCCUCAGCUGCUUGAAGAGGCCGUCAGAAGAAUCAUCGCGCUUGGUGCGGGUGCGUGAGAGUGACGUUCUGACUUCAGGUUCUGUGCUUUGCAUCAGAAGAGGAGAUGCAGAAAGGUUUGGACUUUUUGCACAAGGAAGGGAACAUUGGGGGCAGAGCAAAGGGGAGGAAGAGGUAGGCACCAUUGCCCCAAGAGGAGGAAAGAGAGGAGAGCAACAAGCAACCCUCUCACACCGGCGGCUGCAACCUGAAGAGAAGAAGCGAGAACACUUGCGAAAAGAAGGCGAGAGGUGCUCCGGGAAACACGUCGGGCCAGUAGGAAUUGUAGCUGUUCCUACUAGGGUCGAGAUGGUGGAGACACCCUCACCAUCUCGAGAGAUGGCCCAAACUACUGACUCCAGCGUCGUCCCACAAGCACAUUCGGACCCAUCGAGCCUCUGUUCGAUGAAUGUGUUUGAGUCCUUAGAGGAGUUAGAGGUUGAGUGGUCUAGAUUAGACCCGCUAGCUUCUUGGACGACACUUGUCAAAGCCCCAAAGGGAGAGAUGUUCGUCAUCGAGGUAGUCAUUGGCGGCCGCAAGGCCGGGGCCUAUUAUGACACUUGCUCGACGCGAAACUUUAUUAGUCGCGCGUGCGUUGAGAGAUUGCGCUUACAGGGGCGAGUGCAACGCCUGAGUCGACCUGUGGAGUCGACCUGUGCCAACAAACAGCGCAUGGUAGUUAACGACUACCUCCAGGAUGUAGAGUGUUGUUUCCCGUACGCGGGAGGGGACUUGAGACAUCGUGUCUCGUUCCUAGUGAGCGAUGAACUCCCCAUGGACAUGUUGUUAGGUAUGUACUACCUCUCUGCGGCACAACCCCAGUUUGACUGGGACCGAAAAGUGGUCAAACACACUUUGCCAGGUGGAGGGACCGCCAGAUUACACAAGUUCAAAGCUAGUAGUCUGGUCGAGUCCUACGGGUGCAUGUGUGCGGCCGCGUUUUAUAAUUAUUAUAAGCAAAAUCAGGAGGAGGGUAUGUACUUUGUUUAUGUCUCUGCUGCAGGCGAGCCGGUGAAAAUGCCGCCGGAGAUAGAGGGAGUAGUUGCUAAGUACCCUGAUCUAUUUGAAGAGUCGACUGGGGGUGUUGAGAGAGAGGUCGUCCACGUGAUAGAGAUUAUCCCAGGGUCUAGUAUUCCGAAGGGUAGGAUCUAUCGGAUGUCUCCAGGUGAGCUUAAUGAGCUUCGCCGCCAACUCAAGGAACUCGUAGAGAAGGGUUGGAUCCGGCCGAGUCUCUCUCCUUAUGGGUCUCCAGUUCUAUUUGUGCCUAAGAAGAAGGAGGGUACUCUUAGGAUGUGCAUUGACUAUAGGGGCCUCAAUGCCAUCACCGUAAAGAACAGAGAGCCCCUACCGCGCAUCGAUGAUCUGUUAGAUAGAGUGCAAGGGUGUCGGUACUUCAGUAAGAUAGAUCUGAAGUCCGGGUACCAUCAGAUUGCAAUCCGGCCCGAGGAUCAACACAAAACCGCUUUUCAGACCAGGUACGGUCUGUACGAGUUUGUGGUGAUGCCUUUCGGCCUUUGCAAUGCUCCUGGCACCUUUCAGCACGCUAUGAAUCGGAUAUUCCAUGACUACUUGGAUAAGUUUGUCGUCGUGUACCUCGAUGACAUACUUAUUUUUAGUAAGACUGUCGAGGAGCACGUUGCACAUUUGGACAAAGUCCUUAGUCUCCUUCGACAGCACAAGUUCAAGAUCUACGGUGAGAAAUGCGAGUUUGGCCGCACCCGUGUCUUGUACUUGGGUUAUGAGAUCUCCGCGGAAGGGUUGAAGCCCGAUAAAGCGAAAGUGACCAGCAUUCGUGAUUGGCCACGUCCUCACUCUGUGACUGAGAUGAGAUCUUUCUUAGGAAUGACAGGCUACUAUAGGACUUUCUUUAAGAACUAUAGCAUAGUGGCCGCUCCUUUGACUGAUCUGACCCGCCUUGACACCCCAUGGGAGUGGACAGAGAAGUGCGAGGCUGCUUUCAAACACCUGAAGCAUGCGUUGACGCACUAUGAAGUCUUGAAACUUCCUGAUCCUGACAAGCCGUUCAUAGUCACCACGGAUGCCAGCCAAUAUGGCAUUGGCGCCGUGCUUGCGCAGCAGGAGGGGCCAAAGUUGAGGCCAGUAGAGUACAUGUCCAAGAAAAUGCCGUCUCAGAAGUUGGCUAAAUCCACUUAUGAGAAGGAACUCUAUGCGGUGUACAAGGCACUCACCCAUUGGAGACACUAUCUCCUUGGGAGAAGGACUGAUCAUCAGACCCUGAGAUGGAUGAGAACCCAGCCGGUACUCUCUGACGCUCUCAAGCUUUGGAUCGAAGUCAUUGAGCAAUAUGACUUUGACCCUCAGUAUCUAAAAGGGGAGUACAACAAGGUUGCUGAUGCCUUGUCGCGCAGACCGGACUUCUCAGGUGCGCUGAUUACUGAGUUCGAUCUGACGGACAAUGUUACUCAGUCGUUGGUGAAAGCCUAUCGCGAGGACCAGUUUAUGUCUGAGAUCAUACGCAGACUUGAGGCGAAGGAUAAGAAGACUUCCGCCGAGUUUGAGUUGGUCAAUGGCUUGCUGUUCCUAGAGAAGGCAGGGAAUAAACGCUUGUGUGUUCCAAAUAGCGAGUCUUUGCGUAGUUUGUUUUUAGGCGAAUGUCAUGAUGCCACCGGCCAUUUUGGGUAUAAGAAGACCACAACCAACUUGCUGCAGCGGUUCUGGUGGACCACGAUGAUGCGAGAUGCGCAGCUGUACGUGGAGACUUGUCAAGUUUGUCAACGGGACAAGCCACGUACUCAGGCUCCUCUUGGGCUUCUGAAGCCCCUUCCGAUUCCGGAACGGCCUGGUGAGAGUCUGUCCAUGGAUUUCAUGGAUACUCUGAUUACCAGCAAGAGUGGAAUGCGUCACAUCUUCGUCAUCGUGGAUAGAUUUAGUAUGCUAGGUUAGGAUGUCAGGUUUACCAGCGAGUUGUGGAAGGCCGCUGCUGCAGAGCAGGGCACUCAGUUGCAAAUGACUUCUGGGAAUCACCCAGAGGCCAACGGCCAGGCUGAGCAACUGAACCGCGCUGAUGCUCACUUCAUUGUCAUCAACAAGCCACCUAGGUUAGCGGUGCAGGGUGGAACGCGCGUGGGACAGCAUCUAGAUGGGCUCAUGGCGUCAGCUCUCAGGUUCGACUAUGAAGAAGGACCGAGACUGGUACAUAGGCUUGAUGCAGCCACCAGUGGUACUCUAGUCCUUGCCCGCACUCAAGCGAGCGCCAAUAUGCUUGGUAACAUUUUUCGCGACAAGACAGCUUCUCUCCAAGCACGAACCACCAGCAGGUCUGCCAUCAGCGGUCUCAAGGACAUCUUCCCAGUGAAGGAUCGUUCAUGGAGUCCGUCUGCUCUUCAGCGCUGCUAUUGGGCUUUGGUUCAGGGAGUGCCUGCAAAGCCACAGGGGCUGAUCCAGGAGCCUCUUGGAAAGAUUCAAGGGGAUCGUGUGGCAGUUGUUGAUCCUGAGAGUACUGGUGCGAAGCCAGCAGCAACAUUCUACCGUGUGAUGAUGACUCAUCCAACGGGAUUCGCGUGGCUGGAGCUGUGGCCUUUAACAGGAAGGAAACACCAGAUCAGAGUUCAUUGUUCCUCCGUUCUUGGAACACCAAUUGUCGGAGACUCCAGAUAUGGUUGGAAAUCCCAGAAGAAAAUGGCCAGCAAGACAAGCAAGUCAUCGUCAACUGAUGACAUGGAGGAGACACAGUGUUUGGCAGCAGGGAAGGAAGAGUCGUUAUCAACUUUGAAUCUCAAGCAACAUUCAUGUUCUUCGUCUUCGUCUUCAUCAUCAUCAUCAUCAUCAUCAUCAUCAUCAUCAUCAUCGUCUUCAUCAUCAUUGUCAUUAUCGUCGUCAUCAUCGCUAUUGUUAUCGUCAUCAUCGUCUUUAUUCUCAUCGUUAGGUGGAGGAGGAAGACAGCAAUUACGUAAUGCGAACGAGUCCAUAGAUGGUACCUUGCAUGCAUGGAACCCGGUGGCAAUGGAGCAACUAAUUCCGGAUGAGAUUAGGUCCGCUUUCAUGCCGACAAGUUGUGAUGUGCCCAAACAAUUCCAAUCUGCUCAUUUCUCUGGGGAUGGAUGGAGAGAUCCUCCUCUGGCAUCGCUUCCCUGUUCGGUGCAGCUGGCAAUGGAAGAACCGCAAGAAGGUGUCGAUGCAGAUCCAUGGGGAAGCGUCACCACUGUCGACAUGAACACAGAACAGCUGUCGCAAACUGACUCACAUGCUGAGGUUCAUUGCAGUGUUUCAGAUGCGGACGGCAUGAGAGAGGGGGAUGACGUGAGAGGGAACGUCUGGUCAUCGUCGCCAUGGCUUCAUCUUCACUGCAGACUUGUGACGAUCCCUUUGCUUGCCGAUCCGCUACUUGAACAGGAAACCAAAUCUGAUGAGAAUGAGCAUCUCUUCCCAUGGCAGGAUGUCAACAAGUGCAGACGGACCCAGCGGGACCAAGUUGAAAAUGAUGAUGGUGGUGGUAAUGAGGAGGAGGAGGAGGAUGGAUCGCAUGGGAGGGCAUCACAUAGGCAGAAAAGUUCAGAGAGACAGUGUUAUGAGGUUUUGAGCGAGUGGAGCUUGACGGAUGCAAAGACUAAGGAUAGCAAAAGCCAGUCAAGGGAGAAGGCUAAGAGGAGAGGAAGGAGGUCGAUACGUGAAAGCUCUUCUUCCCAAUCAGGUGCUGUAAGAGUCGUCGUUGCCGAUUUGCCAGUUCACAUGCAAUCAAGUUGGAAGAAGUUGGAGUUCUCGUGAUCUGUUUUCAAAGAAGAUAAUUUCUUGCUGUCCUUUUUUCAUCAAUCUAUUCACUGUAUUCAGUUGACAAAAUGCUCCAGCUGUUGCAAUCAAGGAUUCCUAGGUAUGUACUGUGUGCGUACCUACCACCUUCUUUUUUUUACUCCCCACCCCUAGGUACACAUCUUACAGCUUUACAACUUUGCGUCAUUCUUUUUUGCAAGUUCUUGGAUCUUGUCCGACAGUUUCUUGGAUUUCACUUGCCGUCGGAUUUCAUAUCUGUGGAAAUUUGCCCAGUAUUUGAGGAAGGUCGUGGCCGUUGCCCAAGCUACCGGCUGAAGCUUCAGCGAAGGUACAGAUGAGUGAGCAUUGGACGAUUUGCCAUAACAAUCGGUUAAGAGUCGGUUAAGAGUCUUAAAAGACUCUUUAAAGUAAAGAAUGCAUAGCAGU
This is a messenger RNA of Chara braunii, 6523 nucleotides long. The record is from the annotation of a GenBank genome assembly. NCBI's taxonomy places the organism in Eukaryota, Viridiplantae, Streptophyta, Charophyceae, Charales, Characeae.